GUUAAGAAGCUCUUCCAGGGGAUAGGCGGGCAGGGAGUGAGUGCGGUUUCAGUGGACGGAUAAGAUUCGUAAAGUUUACUCUUGUUAUUUGUAUGGUUUUACUGUGGUUCAGGUAUGGACCAGGAGGAGAGACAGAGGAAAGUGGAGGCAGGACGUGCAAAGCUUGCUCACUUUAGACAGCGCAAAGCAAAAGUCGACAGCGCGAAUCCGCAGAAAAAGACGCAGAAGAGGAAGGGGGCGCCUGCUGUCUCGGAAGAUCCUGCACCGGAAGAGUGCACAAUAAUACCAGAUAUGUGCACCGUGAGUAGCAGGACCCCUGCAGAGGACAGCCUGAAGUCUGGCAUGGACUCGAUCAGCAUUACAGCACAGCAGGAGCAGUGGCCAGAGGCCCCCGAGGGGAGUGUGCUUGGGGAUCCUGAAGCUGCAGAGGCCUGUGAGGGAUUUGAGGACCUGAGAGAGAUGCUGGUGGCACACAAGGGGCAGGAGCAACUGCAGGAGCUGCAGAUGGCAGUGCAGAAGCGCAAUGACAUCAUCUCACAGCUCAGUGCUAACCUACAGGUGGCGCUUCAGAGCCGGCAGCAGGUGCAGCUAGAGGCCCUGCAGCUCAGUGAGCAGAUCCGUGCCUUACAGCAGCAGCUUCAGCAGGCCAGCGAUUACCUGCUCUCACACAGCCAUAACUGUGUGGAGAUAAGUGAGGCCCACCAGCACGUUUCCCAGUUCCAGCACUGCUUACAGGGCCAUGCAUCCCAGCUGGAUGGGUUGCACCAGCAGCUUGAGGAGGCCCACAAGAAAACCACAGAGCAACAGAAGGUCCUCACACAGAAGCAGGCAGUGAUGAGAGAUGUACAUGGCUGCGUCUACAAUCUGUACAAGUCCCAGGAUGCUUGGUCACUCAGAGAGUGGGAGCAGGAAGAAUGUGAACAAAUGCCUAGUGAGCACCACGGUGCAGAGUCACUUCUGCAGAGACUUGUAGCUGAGUUGGAGAAGGAGCGGGAGAGGAGCCAGCAGGAAUGGGAGCGUGCAUCACAGUUUGAAAUGCUUGCCCAAGCCCUCAAGAAUGAGAAGAAUGAGCUAAAAGAGCAGCUUGCCUGUGUCCAGGUUGACCUGAACCAAAACAAAAUGCUGGCCAGCGAAGGCCAUCAGUACAAGGCUGAGAAGGAAGAGGUGAACUUGGAGAUGGUGCGGCUGAAGAGUCUUGUGCAGGAUCUUCAGAACCGGCUGCAGCAGGCAGAACAGACAGCUGGAGAUUUGAGGGCUCAGUUUGAAGCUGAUCGGUCCAACUACGAGUUUCGACUGCAGACUCUAGAAGAAGAGAAAGAGAUGGACUUGGCUCAGCUGGCAGAGGCCCAUGAGACGGCCUUGCAGCGAUUAAAGGAGGACCACAAAGAGAAGCUCCAGCAGUUGCAUGAGCAGUUGGUCCACAGACAGGAGUCAAAGCUGAGUGACAUUGAGGACCCAGUAGAAAGCUUCAACUCCAUGGUCUGUGAAAAUCAGUGGAUCCAGGACAUUACUACUGACCACCAGGACCCAGUCUUUGAACUCUCCUCCAACAGUGGGAACCAUCUGAUGGAGAAGUAUCUUGCUUCUACUGUCCAGCAAGACUCCCCUGGGGCUGAAGACUGUCUUGGUGAACUUGGCCAGCUAGAGCAGGUGGAGCUGAACAGUGAGCUUGACAUUGAGAAGUCUAGAAGUCCUGUCCAAGUCCUCACUGAACAGGAUGAGGACUUGUCUAAUGGACAAAGUCUGGUUCUUGCUCCAUGGGAGGGUUCCCCCAGAUUGAGCCAGUGGCCAACGUGUGGCUCUUCUCACAUGGGUGAAGAGCCAGGAGCCACGGAAGCAGGAAAGGCCCUGCUCACACAAGAGUGCAGGGACCUGCUAAAGCAACUUGAAGACAAAGAGAAGCAGCUGGAAGUUCUCCAGGAAGAGGUGCAGAGGUCUGCGGAGGAGCUGCAGGAAGCUGUGCAGAAGUGGAGUUGUGUGACAGAGAUGCUGCAGUCUGUUCAGUGGGAGCUGGAGGCAGAGAGAGAGUGCAGGCUGCACUGCGAGGAAAUGAUCAGCCGUAAGACUCGUGAAGAGGACAACCUGAGAAACAGGCUCAGUUCUCUGCAGAGUGGGGCGGCCUUGCUCCCUCAGGGGAUAGAAGAUGUGCUGCAAGAGCUGAAGCAGGAGAAAGAGUGCCUGCUGCAACAGCUUAGGGAGCAAGAGCAGCUAGUCCAGGACAUCCAGGAGCAGAUACUGGCUGGGGACUCUGUGACCUGUGAGGUCCAGGUCCAUUUUGGCCACCAACUCAGAGUCCUGCAGGAACAGAGAGAUCAGCUAGAGGCCCAGCUAGAUGCCCAGAGAGCUAAACUCUGGAACACUUCAGAGCUCCUGGGUCAGAAGACACUGGAGCUGGACUCUGCUAAAGCAGAGCGCCACCAUCUCCAGGAAGAGCUCCUGAAAAGUGAGGAUAAAGUUGAGAAGACAAAUAAAGAGAAUGCAGAUUUACAGUCGCAGCUUGAUUGCCUCCAGCAGAACCUGGUGAAUGUUGAAGAGGCUGUCAGGCAGGGAGCAGCCGAAAAGGCAGCCCAAGAGCGUCGACUCACAGAACUUGAAGCCAAAGCCGUAAACAUGGAGAAUGUUGUGGCCUCACAGCAGGAGGAGUUCCACAAGCAACUCAUGGCUAAGAACUCAGAUGUUGAGAAGCUUGAGAUGGAGAGGAAGAAUAUGGAGGUGGAACAUCAGGAGAAGGUCUGUGCUUUAGAGAAGGAGCUGGGUGACCUCAGAUCUUCGUUGAUGUUCCAGGAGAACGAGCACAGGAAGGCUGCGGAGCUGCUGCAGAAAGAAUCUAAGAAUCUGCACAAGGCUGUGGAUGAGGCAGAGGCCCAGCUGACAUCCUGCCAGCAGGCCAAUCAUCACCUGGAGCAGAAACACCAGGAGGUGGUGCAAGCAUUGCACUUGGAGAUGCAGCGGAAGCUGAUGGAGCUGAAGGACACCAUGGAGGAGGAGCAGAAGAGACAGAUUGUGCUAAUUAAGCAGCUACAGGUCCAUGAGCGGGAGCACCAGCGGGAACAGGCAGAGGUAGCCAGCAGACACCAGGAGCAGCUGGCCUGUCUGCGCCUGGAGCUCACUGAGGAGCUGCGUGAUGGCCUGGAGACAGCCCACCAAGCAGAGCUGCUCCAGGUGCAGGCACAGCAGGCUCUCGAGCUGGAGGCCUUACGUCUGAGCCUUAGUGAGCAGCACGCUGCACAGCUGGAGCUGUCCCAGCAAAACCUGCAACGUGACAAGGAGGCGGCGCUCAGUGAGCUCCAAACGAGCCUCCGCGAUCGUUGGGCUCAGGAGAACGCAAUGCUGCAGACCCGGCAGCAGCGGGAACUUGAGCGGGUUCGAGAGCAGCAUCAGCAGGAACUGGACAAGCUCAAAGAGGUGUGUGAAACACGUCUGUUGCAGCAGAGAGUCCUGAUGGAGGAACAGCAGGCCUCUGAGCUUGAGGCUCAGAGGGCAGCAUUACACCGGGAGGCCAACGAGGCUCGUACAGAGCUCCAGGCCUUGGUUUCCAACACGCAGGGAAAGCUGGAGGACCUGCUGACCUCCCAGGAUCAGAAGGUCCGGCAGCUGGAGGAGGACCUAACCCAAGCGUGGUUGGACCGCGAUGCUGCUGCCAGGGCUGUGGAAGAGCUGGUGAGCAGCCACAAGGUUGUGUUGGAAGAACACAAGGAGCAUGUCUUCCACCUAGAGGAGCAGCUCAGGAUAGGAGCAGAGAAGGAGCAGCAGCUGGAACAGCAGUUGGAGAAGGUGAAAGCGGAGUGCUUGGAGCUCAAGUCCAGCUCGAAGCAGGAAGUCACCCAGCUCUGGUCCCAGCUGGAGAGCAUGCGGGCAAGCCGGCAGGAGCUGGGGGAGCUGAAGGACCAACUGCUGGCUCGCUCAUCUUGCGUUGAGGACAUUGAGCGCCUGAAGCAGGAAUUUUCCCAGCAGCGCAAGAACAUCCAGGAGCACAAUGAAUUGGAGCUGGAGAACUUGCGCUCCUACUUUGAGCAGCGCCUGCGGGCCACCGAGGAGAGCUACCGGGAAGAGAUUGCUCUGCUCCAGCUAAAGCUGGUGGAAGGUGCACUGGAGGAGUCUGUGCUCAAGACUGGGGAUGCCAGUUUUGUUUCUGAAGGGAGUGAAGAAAAGAGCAACCUGAUGGCAGAGGUCACUGCCAAACUGGAGAAGCACAAGGAGGACCUGGAGGCCUUGCGGCUGCAGCUGGAGGGUCGCCACAAACAGGACCUGAAGCAGCUGCGUGCCUCUCUGGCCACGGCCUACCAGGAAGAGCUGCUGCAGGUGAAGGCAGACCUCGCAGACUGCCAUUUCCAGGAGAUGAAGUCCAAGCAUGCUCUGGAGCUGGAGCAGCUGCGUGCCAAGCUCUCAGAAAGCCAUCUGAAAGAAAUCACAAGACUGCGGCUGCAGAACACCCAGGAUGUUGCGCAGCAGGUGGAGGCUGAGCUGAAGCAGAAGGCCCAGGCCUUAGUCAAAGAGUACCAAGCCCAGCUGACCAAAGUUUGCCUCCAGGGCCUGGAGAAACGACACAUUACUCUUGCAGAGGAGCGUGAUGGAGAGCUGAAGCGGAGCUUUGUGGAGGAGCGAACGGAGCCAGAGCUGCAGGUCAUCCAGCCCAAGGAUGUACUCAAAGGAUCUGAGGAGUACUGCAUUGACACAAGGGAGGAGCUGCAGGCGGACUGCACUGAACAGGAGCAAGAGGUCUGCCAGCAGCAUAGCUUGCAUGGCAAAGAGAGCCCCCAUGUGGCAAGGCAGGCAGUUGAGGCACAGUUCCACAGUGAGCUGCAUGUGACCAAGAGCACUGUGGCUUAUGCAGUGAAGGAACUUGACAUCCUGUUGCAGGAACAUGUUAAGGCCAGGCUGCACGAUACCCAAGACAGAUUCCGAAAACAGCAGAGAGCUAUAGAGAAGCUGGCUCCCUGUCAUGAAGAAAUGGGGACAUUCAGGGUGGAGCUUGAGCAGCUGGAGGUGGCCCUUAAUGCUGCCCACAGGGUGGAGCUUGAGCAGCUGGAGGCGAACCUUAAUGCCGCCCACAGGGUGGAGCUUGAGCAGCUGGAGGUGAACCAAAAAAAGCAGAGAGAUGAUUUGGAAUCCCAGAUGCUUUCCAACAUGGACAUCCUGGAGGCAACCUACCUAUCAGAGAUCCAGACUAUCCGUUCUGAGCAUAUGCAGUUGAUGCAGGAGAAGGAGAGGAGCCACUCUGCUGAGCUACAGAGACUGAGUGAGAAGCAGCAGCGCUAUGUGCAGGCUGCCACUGAGGAGCUGAGGGGGAAGCUCGCUCAAGCCCAUGUGGACAAAUUCACGGCGAUGGCAGCGGAACUGGGACAGGCACACAAGGAGGAGCUGCUGGCUGCCCUGUCUUCCCAGCGGCAGUCCCUAGAGGACGAGCAUGAGGGCGCUCUCGCGGCACUGCGCCAGGAAGUCCUGUCCUUAGAAGAGCAGCACAGCAAUGCCUUGCAUGAACUCCAGCAGCUGCACCUGGCAGAAGUGGAAACACUACAAGAGAGGCAACAGCAGCGAUUGCAGGAGCUGAGCAGUGCAUCUGCUCGUGAGCUGGAGGCUCUAUGCAAGGAGCUGGAGGAGGUGUGUCAUCAGCGUUCAGCACUCCAGAAAGAGGUGGAGCUGCUAAGACGUCAGUGUGAGGAGCAGCAGACCUCCCAGGGGCACUGUGAGUCACAGCAGGAGCUGAGUGAAACAUGUACACAGCUGCAGGAACGGGAGGCUGGACUCUUGCAGCUGCAUGCAGAGAUGUCCCAGCUGAAGGCAGAGCUGGAGGGCAAGCGAUCUGAGAUGGCAACGCUGGAGGGCCUGCUGCAGCGCCGGGAGCGGGAGAACCAAGAGGGCAGUAACUUGGUGGCCAUGCUAAGGGCUGACCUGAGCUCAGCUGCUGAGGAUAGGAAAUGCCUGCAGGAGGGCCAUGACAGGCUGCUCAGGGUGCUGGUUGAAGUUCUGAAGACUACCCUGGCUACUGAAGACCUCAUCAACAGGCAGAUUGGAGUAUGUUUGGACAAGGGUCCAAGCGCAGAUCUUCCUGCGAAGGAAGAGUGUGAGGGUGGCGACUCUGCUCCAAACAGCAGCUUAUGGUCCACCCUGACAGAUGAUGGCAUGGAGAUGUCCCACAGGCUGUCUGAGAGCCUGCUCCACGGGCUGGACCUGGAGCCUGAGGGUGAAGAUGUGGUCCUGAGAGCUUGUGGGCGUUUACGCUCAGCCGUGGACAAGCUGCUAGAUCUGCUGUCAGAGUCCACAAAGCAGCUCCAGGACACCCAGGGGUUCCAAGCAGUGUUGCAGGAGCAGUUCACUCAGGGCAGGAACGACACAGCGCAGCUGGUGCUGCAGCAGCAACGGCUCCUUGAACAACUUGAUCUGGAGGCCAGUGUGAAGAGCCAGCUGGAGUUGGAGUUACACAAGGCGGAGGGCCUCAUGGAGGGCUAUGUAGCAGAGAAAGCGGCUCUGGAGGAGGCUGUGCAGCAGAAGGAGAACCAGGAGCAGCGGCUCGUGGAGGAGCUUGAGGCUCUGCGGGUGAAGCUGCAGGAGCUCAGCGAGGAGCGUACCCUGUUGCUCCGCCAGAGAGACUCUGUCAGUGGGACCCUUGGGGACAUUGAGAAAGCACUGCUGGAGGAGGUUCAGCGGUUGGGCCAGGAGAAGCUGGAUGUUCAACGGCAGGCAGAAAAGGAUCACAGUGGCCUCGUGUCACGGCUCAAGCUGCUGGAGAGCGAACUAGAGCAGCAGGUGUGCAGAGGACCUGAGCUGGAGGAGCGGCACAGGACCCGGUGCGAAGACCUCCAGCAGCACAUCCAUGCUCUGGAGAAGCAGCUGAAGCACAACCGCCAGUUCAUCGAUGAGCAGGCAGUGGAGAGGGAGCAUGAGCGAGAUGAGUUCCAGCAGGAGAUCAAGAAGCUGGAGGCCCAGCUGAGACAGCCAAACAAGGGCCACAGCACAGCAGAGAGUAACAUGCAGAGGAUUGAUGACUUGGUCCAGCAGGUGGAGAGCCUGCAAGCAGCUAUGAAGGAGAAGGUGGAGGACUACAACACUCUACUGCAGACCAAGGAGCAGUUUGAGCACAAUGUGGCUGAACAGAAUGAGGAGAUCGACAGGAUGGCCAGCCGCAUCCAAGAGCUGGAGGAGGCUCUUCGGAGCAGCACCGAGACCAACCGGGCCCUGAGCCAGCUUGAGCAGGAGCUGCAGAAGGCUAGGAAGGUGGAGCAGGACCUGCUACGGGACCGGGAGGCUCUCCAGCAGCAACAGUACUCAAACCGCAUGCAUAUCUCAGCCCUGCAGUCAAAGCUGGAUGAAACGCGGCACAGAGUCCCAGACAGCAGCUCGAACCCAGCUCUGCGGGAGCAGCUCACAUCCUUGAAGCAGGAUCUACUUGACAAGGAGAAGCAGGUGGAGGUUCUUUUGGAACAGCUGGAGGAGGUCCAGAGAAACCUGGGUAUGAAAGAGGAAAAGGCCCUUCAGCUGAACUUGCAACUGGAUGAGCUCACCAGGCAGAACGCCACUUGUGUCACACAGAUGCAGAAUGAGAUUGGUUCCCUUAAGGAGCAGCUGAGCUCUCUGCAAAAGUUCCAGGAUGUGGCAAGAAAAGAGGUCACAGCAGCUUGCUCCCUGCAGCUUCCUUUUGCUCUUAUAGAAGAAAAGAACCUGGAAAUUGACCAUCUGAACCAACAGAUCCUCCAGCUACAACAGGAACUGAGUGUGUCAAAGGAUUGCAAGGUGGAGCAGCAGAAGCAGGCAGAGGUAGAACAUCUGCGCUCCCAAGUAGAGCUCCUGCGGCAGACCCAUGAGGAGGAGACCGAGCAGCUGCAUGAGGUCAUUGACAAGUUGCAGGAGGAGCUGGUGAGACUCGGGCCUGAUCGCAUGGAGGUGAGCGACCCAGUGGAGCAGAGCUCCCCACCAUCUGGCCGUUGGCCCCCUGCCAGCCGUGAGGACAGCCUGGGUCGGGAGCUGCAGAGGCGCUUGGAUCUAGCCCAUAGCGAGAGGGAUGCUCUCCAGCAGCUUCUCCGUAACCAGGAGGACAGCUUCCGCAGCCAGCGGGAGGAGAUGGAGCAGAGCCUGGAGGACCAGCAGCAGCACCUCAACCGCAUGCAAGAGGAGGCUGCCAACUUGACCGCUCAGUUGUCUCAGGAACAGAGGCAGGCUGAGCAGCUGAGUACUCGACUGCAGGAGCUGGAGGCUGAGCGAGAUGAGGCUUUAGCGGUGAGUGGGAGGGCUGAGGAGCAGCUCAGGAGUGAGUUUGCUGCUGUUGAGGCAAUUGUGGCACAGCUGAGAGACUCACAGGCUCAGAUUGGACAGUUAGAGACUCUCAAAGAGUCUCUAUCUGGUGAGACACACAUUCUGAGGCAGAGCAAGGCAUGUCUCCAGGAGGAAGUGGAGAGACUGAAACGGGAAGUGGCUUCAAACAGUGCCCAUAUCCAACAGCUGAACCAGCAGCUGGAGGACCAAGAAGCUGAGUGUGUGGAGGCCCACAAAGAGGUCCUGAAGUGUGCUGACGAGACCCUGGCCAAGGCUGAAGAAGUCCUGCAGGAGAAGGAGCAGCAGCUGGCUCAGCUCAUUGCAGAGCAUAGUGCCCUGAGAGCAGAACUAGCUUCUGUGAAGGAGGGGCUCAGCUCAAGCACUGAAAGGGCAGAAAAGCUGGUUGAGGAAGGCCAGACAAAGGACCAGGCUCUUGCUGAGCUGGAGGUUGUCAACCAGCACUUGAAGCUGGAGCUCUGCAGGUUGCAAGAGGACCUGGCUCUGCAGGAGGAGGAGCUGUGUAGCCAGCACCAGGAGCUGGAGCAGCUGCGUGAGCAACACGGCCUGCAGGUGCAGCAAGACACGCAACCUUUACGCCUUUCCCUGUCCCAAGAAGCCUUUGGGGGUUCGCCCGAACACCUGCGUCACCUGGAUAUUAGCAUGGACCAGAUGGCACACCUUUCUGAACUCAGUGCCCUCCACUGCACGAGCUUGGAGCUGCACACUAAGGACAGGUCCCUGCUGCCUGAAAUCCUGCCCUCUAGCAUGGACCUGCCCAGUGUUUGCUCACCAGGCUCUGACCCCAGCUCCACCCUAGCCUCUGACCACCUUGCAGUAAACGGCUCUUCAGGUGCUGGCAAGGUCAAGGAGCUUGAAAACAUGGAUCUGAUGCCACCCUCCUCCCUGACAUGCUCCACCACUUCACCCUCCCCCCAUGACUGGGCCAGUGAUGGCUAUGGCAGCAAUGUGAGCUUGGAGCUGGGUGCCCAGCUGCAGGUUGAGUUGGAUGCCGCCGAGCGCCUGGAUGCCCACUUCCUGGAUUACCUGAGGCAACGUGGCAUGGCUCCAGCCGACAGCAUGGAUAGCGUAGCUGUGAACGAGGAGCUGCUGUCUCCUGAGCUCCAGAGCUUGCUGAAGAAGCUGUAUCAUGAGGCUUGCCAUAUCCUGGCCCUCUCCCAGCCCCUUACAGCUAGUACAGCCCCCCCUAGCUGGCAGAGAGAGAAGCGUGCCCUGCAGGAAGCGGUCGUCUCUCUUAGGGAACUGCUAUGCAAGGUGGCCAACCACAAGCCCCAGGUGGACAACAAGGAGGUGGACUGGAGUGCGAACCUGCUGCAGUCUCUGCAUCGUCUGUUUGCCAGUGAACGUGACUGGCUGCGCUCAGAGCUGCAAUCUGUUGUCAGGAGCCAUCCGACCCUUGACCCUGAAUCCUUCAUGAAGCAGCUGGCUGACCUUCUGAAGCAGCAGGAAGGCCAUCAGAGGCAAUCUCUAGAGCAGCUGUUGUCUGCGGAGCGUCGCUGCCUUCUGGCUCAGCUGCAGGACCUGCAGGGACAAAUGCGCAUCUCCAGCCUGAAGAGCCAGGAGCAGUUGCAGCAACUGCGAGUAUGUAUGACCACAACUCAAGAGGAAAGUAGCCAGCACCAACACCAGCUGCGCAGACAAGUGGAGCUGCUGGAGUUCCAGCUGCAGCAGGAGCAGACACUCAUGCAGGACCUGCGCAGUUCACUGGCUGUAGAGCAGGACACCGUGGCUCUGCUCAAGAAGGAGCUUGAGGAGAGCAGCCUACAGCUGAGUGCAGCGGGCAGGAGCCAGCAGGAGUUGCACAAUGAGAUCUGUGGACUGAGGGUGCGGCUGGAGAGUGAGGAGACAGAGUGCCUGGCCCGGGAUCAGGAGAUGAGGCAGGAGAAGGAAAAACUACAUGAGCUGCAGCAGGAAGUAGACCAUAAGCAGGCUCAGGUGCGAGAGCUCCAGGAGGAGGUGCAGCGUUACCGGCUCCAACAGGAGGAGCAGCAGCACAGCCACAAGGUGCUGCAACAGUUUCUAGAGCAGGAGCAUGUGGCAAACAGCAACCUGAGGAGGGAGCUGCAGAUAGAGCAGUCCCGCUGCGAAGCGCUUAUUGUGCAAGAGAGGCAGCGAACGAAUGAGGUGACACAGCAGCUGGAGGAGGCUCAGUCCAGCUGUGACCAUCUGAGACAAACUCUCGUCAAGGAGAAGCAGGAGCUCGAGAUGAAACUGCAGGAGGCGCUCUCCCACUCUGCCCAGCUGAUGGAUGCUCUCGUCAAGGAGAAGCAGGAGCUCGAGAUGAAACUGCAGGAGGCGCUGUCCCACUCUGCCCAGCUGACGGAUGCUCUCGUCAAGGAGAAGCAGGAGCUCAUGAAGAGGCUGGAUGAAGCUCGGCGCCAGAACAAGACAGCUCUCCAUGACCGGAGAGUCAUCCAGGAGCUCCGCAACCAGCUGGAACAGGAGCAUCUUCAGCGGGAGAAGGUGGUUGCGAUGCUCAGUCACCAGCAGCAGGAGAUGCUACACAGCAAGCAGAAAGUGGAGCAAGAGCUUCAUUCGGUACAGGAGCAGCUGCGCUCCAUGCAGGAGAAAAAUGCUCAGGAGAAGCUCAGGGAGACCUGCACAUGGCAGGAGAAACUGCUGGAGUUGGACCAGCAGCAUCAGCAGGAUCUGCAGCACAUUCAUCAGCUGCAGCAGUCCCUGGCAGACCUGCAGCAGUCACGGCCACAAGGGGAGCCCUCUGUCCUGCACAACCAGCACCAGCUAACAAUUGCCCAGCUGCAGCUGGCCAUAGCUCGCAUGAAGGACAUCCUGCACAGAGCCAGUUCUGCUGGAGAAUUCGUAAGGGGGAGCAUUGGGCUAGUCCAAAUGGAGGAGGAUCUUCGGCUGCUGUUGCACAUACUCUGUGACCUGGAGCAGGACCUGAAGGUGCUCAGUCAGGCCUCCCCUUCCUCAGCUGCACUCGAGCGGCUCGCUGGAGAGAAUGCAGAGCUGCGCAGCCGCAUCGCUGCCCUUAGCCAGGACAAGGCCACCCUGCAGCACUCGCUCUCCUGUCUGCGAAGGGAUCUACAGACGCAGCCUGUUGGAGAGAAGGAGGCUGAUGCCAUGCUCCUGGGAGAGAGACUCUCGUGGCAGAAGGAGCGUGCUGCCCUGCAGGCUGCUCUGCGCAAAGCUGAGGCUCAGCUCUCCCAGGCAACUGCUGAGGUGGAGAACCGCCCACUAGCAGACAAUUCCAGUAGCAAGGUGCAGAGGUUGUACAAGCGCUACCUGCGAGCGGAGAGCUUCCGCAAAGCACUUGUCUACCAGAAGAAGUACCUGUUGCUGCUGCUUGGUGGCUUCCAGGACUGUGAGACAGCCACUCUCUCUCUCAUCGCUCGCAUGGGGGUGCACCCCUCCCCUGCUGACCUGCAGGCUGCUGUCCCUCGCUCGCGCCCCAUUAACCGCUUCCGGGCUGCAGUUCGUGUGGUCAUUGCAGUGUCUCGGUUGCAGUUCCUGGUCAGAAAGUGGCAAAAGGCAGCCAGGAAAGGCACCAUGGUGACAGCUGGACCGAGCAGCCAGGGCUUCAGUGCCAGGGAAAGCUACGGGCACACACGUUCCAGCUCACAGUGUGAGGUUUUAAGACAACAGCAUCCAGGUGCACUGUUCAACUCUCCUGCCCAGGGGGUUGUCUCUCCACUGGUCCCACCCAUGAAGUCAUCACUUAGUCUGCAGAGCAGGCUGUACCCCAGUAUGUUCCUCUACACGCCUGAACGACCCCACCCUGCAUCCCAGGACCCUGAGCACUCCUUGAGCGAGUACAUCCACCAUCUGGAGGCUGUUCAGCAGCGACUUGGCACCGCCCAGAAAGCGCGCAGCAGUCAUGUAGAACCCCCUGAGAGUGGGGCGUGCAGUCAUGUGAUGCAUGCCACAGAUAUGCUGAGAUAUGACCAGAAGUGGCUGCUCGGAAAUAGAACACGGCUGUACUUGAGCCGCUUGUCACCUCUGUACAGGUGUGUCCCAGGUGAGUGGGAGGCUGUGUUGACCCGGUCUCCGGUCAGUCACCAAGUCAAACCGCGUGACGUGGCGAAGGGGCUCAGCCGUCCUCAGUGUGACCGCGGUCUAUCUGUGUUCCAGGGUCCCCCACUGCCGUUGCGUUCCUGGCGCCGGUCCGGAAGACGGACUUUUAGCAGCCGUUUGGCCCCAACAGCUCGCCGCCCAUCUGUUUUAUAGCUUGUACACUUUCUA
This is a messenger RNA of Scleropages formosus (Asian bonytongue), 12471 nucleotides long. RefSeq names its product pericentrin (gene pcnt). The coding region runs from base 115 to 12456 and encodes 4113 amino acids. The transcript is spliced from 54 exons. Gene Ontology annotation, biological process: signal transduction. NCBI's taxonomy places the organism in Eukaryota, Metazoa, Chordata, Actinopteri, Osteoglossiformes, Osteoglossidae. The record is from RefSeq and is a predicted model, not a curated record. Gene Ontology annotation, molecular function: molecular adaptor activity.